GUGCCACCCGCGGAGAUGAAAUGUGAGCCCGGGUGGCCCAGGACGCAGGAGCCGGCUGCCUGGUCUGCCGCCUGAGCGCUGCGGACAGAGACAAAGAGACCCGUCCCAGCGCAGCCCCGCGCGGGCCAGCCCGGGCUCCCCUCGGAAGGCUCCCAGGGCAAUGGCCCAGUCUCCCCGCGACCCCCAUCUCGGGAGUGCUGCCCUCCCCCUCUGAUCAUCCUCCAGCCCCUCCGCGUCUCGGGCCCUCCCUUCGCUCCCAGCCCUCUUUCCAGUCUGUCUGUCCGUCUGUCCUGGCGCGCAACCUCCGGCCACCGGCUUGGAUGGACGCGCGGAGGCUGCCCGGGUGUCCAGGGAUCUUGCUUCCGAAGUUGGUCCUGUUCUUUGUCUGCGCAGAGGUUUGCCUUGCUCAGUGUGGGAAAGACUGCAGAUCUUACUGCUGUGAUGGGACCACGCCCUACUGCUGCUCCUACUACGCUUAUAUUGGGAAUAUCCUCUCGGGCACGGCAAUUGCUGGCAUAGUGUUUGGAAUUGUAUUCAUUAUGGGGGUCAUCGCUGGAAUUGCCAUAUGUAUCUGUAUGUGUAUGAAGAACAACCGUGGGACCCGGGUGGGCGUCAUCAGGACCACCCACAUCAACGCCAUCUCCUCCUAUCCUGUGGCACCACCCCCCUAUAGUUAUGACCAUGAGAUGGAAUACUGUGCCGACUUGCCACCUCCCUACUCCCCGACCCCACAGGCUUCAGCACAGCGUUCUCCACCCCCUCCUUACCCUGGAAAUUCAAGGAAACAAUCCUUCUCCCAGAACAGAAUAUGUGCCAAUCAGAGAUCUUGCCUGGAAUAGAAUGCCUCUACUCAGAAACAGGAAAGUAUUGCUCUAAGGAAUACUUUUUUGGGUCAAACAAUAUGUCAAGUGGAAUAUCCAGGCUAAGAAAUACUGAGUUUUUACCCUUCUCUGAGCUGACCCCAUCUGGAGUACUGUUUGGGUCGAUGGUACCACACUUGAAGAGAUGUACUGAUCAAUGCAAGCACACUCUGAGAAGAGUAAUGAGACAGACAAAACAUAUGAAAAUCAUAUUAUUUAGGAAACUGCAAUGCUGAUCCUGGAAAAGAGAAGAAUGAUAUAAGAGAGGAGGAGAACAGCCUGGACUACAUAAGGAAACAACCAUAUUCUGUGUAGCUUUAAAAGUCAGAACUAGAAUUAUUCAUUCUUUUAUUCAUCAAUAAAUACUGUUCAAGUGCGUGAGAGCCUACUCUGUGCCUUUCACUGCUUAAAGCACUGGAUGGAAGCUACAGGAACUUUGGUUUCCGUAAGAACAAGGAACUUUGGUUUCAGGAAAAGAAAGAGGAGUUGGAGCAUCCUUAUUGACUAGAUUGCUUUGUGAAGUUCCUUAUUACCAAGACUUCAAACAGAAUCUAUCUGGUAGAGACAUGUUCUAGAAAGAAGAGCUAUAUCAAAUGGUAGAUGGGUCCACUGGGCCCCAAACAUUCUGCUCAUGGGUUAGGUAAGUGUAAAGUAAAUUUCUAUGCCUCCAAGAAUGAAAACAACUAGAAUAGUUAAAUCUUAUCUAUUUAAUUUUACAGUUAAAACAGGAUCAAAGGGACUCAACAGCUGCUCGAAGCCAAGAACCCUUCAGUGCUAGCUACUGCUACCUAAAAAUCAUCUGGCUUUAAUUAGUGUUUUAUUAUGACAAAGGUUAUUCCAACUGUGGGGGAAAAAAAACUAUAUCAGGUUCCCCAAGCAACAGAUACUUCAUUUCAGAUUGAAAGAUUAGAAGCCACAUAUUCCCAUGGGAUUUUACAUCAGGGAGUAAAACUGUAGAACUUGACAGUGAAGAUAUAUAACAGUUUAUGAAAAGAAAAAGGGAGAAUGAAAUUUGUAUUCUGUUCUGUGGAAUUCCGAUCAUAUGUAGCUUAGACAGAUUUGUUUCUCUUCUGUAAUGUUUUGAAAAUCUGUUCCCUUGAAGAAUAUAUGCAGUUAAUAGAAAGGUUAAGAUAUUGACAUCAAACUGUUGCCUUUCACCAAAAUCCAAAUGUUAUGAAGUGCCUACCUUCAAGUAUAAACUUUUUUGCUAAAUGAUUCUAAUGUCCUGUAUUUUUCUGCAAGUGACCUUAACAUUUAUAUUUUUAUGUGAGCCCUUUCAUGUAUUUAAAAUUUACAUUGACAAAAUGUUGGGGGAGAGUGAUGGCAACAUACAUCAUUCCUGAAUUUGUUCCCCCUCACAAGAAGAACAACUAACAACUAAAAAGAAGACACCACUGAGAGAAUCCUAGAACGCAGGACUGAGGAUGAAGAACCCUCCCCACCCUGCAAUUCAGAGACAAAGACAGACUGUAUUAGAGGGGUAAGAGAAGUGACUGCAUGUUGACCGUAUUGCCCCUUCCCCAGGACAGUGCAGCACCAUGGGGACAGGUGUCUCCUGAGCCUCCAGUUCCUCCAGUGGAAAAAAGAACCCAAGGGGGAGCAACCACCACUGCCACCCCAGCAUUGUGGGUCACUCUGUGAGCACCCUUACUCUCUCAUACCACUAGAAUUGCAGGGCUCAGCCACUGGAAAUAUAACUAUGACAGGGUGGCACUUGAGUUGAGAGAAGAGCAGAUGAGCCAGUAGUUUUCUAGAGCCAUUGGCCUCAUUUGGCCAGGGAACUUAAGGCAUGGGUCUUCUUGAGGUAAGACAACAAAAAGCUUUACCAGUUUUACGGCUUCUUCUUCUGUUGCACACGGAAAAGAAUCUAAUUCAUGGCCUUGCUCAUUGCUGAAUAUAGCCUUCAGCUAUCUGACCAGGGAGUCUAACCAGAGCACACAGGAAACACAUAGUCCAUCUAACAGCCCUACAUACAGUGGUGCUUCAACAGGGAGCACAGCCCGUGGCUUCUCCCAUCUGCAGAGCAUCACCGACCAGGGAAUUCAGUGGACGCUCAGGCCUGAUUUGAAGCCCCCAAACAAUGAUUUCUAUGGGCCCCAAACCUUGGCUGCUGCCCUGCCAGAGCAGGGAAGCAGGGAACAUAACUCCAUCUACUACUGAAUAUAGACCCAGUCCCAACCAUCUGGUAAGUCUGAGCAGAGACUAAGGCAAGUGAGGACCCCAUCCUACAACCCCACUUGGAUAGGGACCCAAGCCAGCAGUCAUAUCCAACUAUUUUUAGCCAGUGGCACAAUACUGCAUCCCUGUCCUCAGAACUUGAGUAGUUGCCUCGCCCAAAGCAGUCCAUAAUAGCUCUCUGCCCAAAGACAUUACCAACAGACACACCCAGAAAAACAAAAUGAGCUGCCUAGUGAAGAGCUAUCUCUGCCAAAGCAAACCUAUAAGUCUGGAAAAAGAGGUCAAUUACUCAAAUACUCAGAUACCAAUACAAGAAAUCAAGGAUCACGAAAAAUCAGGUAAAUAUGACACCAUGAAAGGAAACUAAUAAAGCUCCAACAACUGACCCUAAAAAAAAAUGGAAAUCUAUAAACUAUCAAAGAAUUCAGAACAAUUCUCUUAAAGAAGUUUAGUGAACUUUGAGAGAAUGGAGACAGACAACUAAACAAAAUUCGGAAAACAAUGCAUGAACAGAAGGAGAAGUUUGACAAGGAAAUAGCAACCAUAAAAAAAAACAAAAACAGAAAUCUUAGAGUUGAAAAAAACAAUAAAGGAACUGAAGAUUU
Ailuropoda melanoleuca (giant panda) is the source of this 3643-nucleotide messenger RNA. RefSeq names its product cysteine and tyrosine rich 1 (gene CYYR1). NCBI's taxonomy places the organism in Eukaryota, Metazoa, Chordata, Mammalia, Carnivora, Ursidae. The coding region runs from base 321 to 839 and encodes 172 amino acids. The transcript is spliced from 4 exons. The record is from RefSeq and is a predicted model, not a curated record.